AUGUAUAAAUAUGAUUUUCUGAAGGAUGUCAGUCCUGUCAAGGAGGACUGGAGGAUUAAGGUGAAGGUGGUUCGGGCUUGGAAAGUUCCUAACUUUCAACGUAAAGAUCAAGACGACAACGUUGGAAUGGUUUUGUUGGAUGAACAAGGUGGUAGGAUCCACGCCACUGUCAAAGGUUCUUUGCCGGUGCGGAAGAAAAUCCAUGAAGGAGACUGCUAUUUUAUCAAAAAAAUUGGAGUUGGAUUCAAUAGCGAAGUGUUCAGGCCUACCAGGCAUCAGUAUCGUUUGUCUUUCAAUUUGAGGACUGAUCUUAGAUCAAUUGUUGAUUCUAAUAUUUGUGCGAGUGAAUUUGAUUUUGUUAAUUAUGACAUCAUUGAGAAAGAAACAUCUGACUCACCUUAUUUAGUGGACGUCAUUGGUUUAAUAUCAGGAAUUGGUGAAGUUUGUGAACGUGUGGUUUCUUGUAGGAAGACCAAAAUGGUUGUGUUGGAGCUUGACAACCUCAGUCUCACGUCUGAUGGUGUUGAGAGUAGUUUGCGGAUGACUCAGUUGUCUACUCAGUCAUCCUAUUCUUACGAAAAUGAUUUUCUGAAGGAGACUGAAAAGAAGUCUAUCAGUGAUGUGAAGCUUUGUGGCGAGGUUACAACUUGCAUCACGUAUGGGACUAUAAAAUCUGUUGAGAGCAAAUACAACUGGUGGUACAAGUCUUGCAAAAAAUGUCCAUUCUCUGUUUUAGAGGAUUUUGAAAAAUUUAGUGUUCAGGUAAGAGUCGUGGAUAACACGGAUUCCACAUCAUUUCUUCUGUUUGAUCGCGACUGUGUGUCUUUGCUGAGGAUGAGUGCUGCUGAACUGCGCGAGCUGCAUUUCAAAAGGGGUGCGAAUUUGGAUCAAUUUCUAGAUGAGUUAAAUGUUUUGAAUGAGAAGUCCAUGCUGUUCAAGCUAAAUAUCAAACAAAAGGAUUUGAACUCAUACAGCGAGCCCACGUAUCAAGUUUCUAAAAUUUGUAGCAACGAAAAGAUAAUCUCAUCGUUCCUUGAGUCUCUUAACUCUGACGUCAAUCCAGAUGAUGAAGCAAAUUUUGAGGAUGCACGCGAAAAUGAAGGUGGAUCAUCAGGACCGGAAAAGGUUGCGGAUGUUGAGAGUCAGACCUGUGAUAGUACUGACGUUGGUGAUAUCUCUCUCACAAUGUUGACACCAUUGAUCCAUUCUCAUGAUUCCAUUGCUGGAGAAUUCAAUCUUUCAGCUGUUCGGAUAGCCAAGAAGAUAAAGCUUGAAAAAGAACAAGAUCUUUACUGA
Molecule: messenger RNA, 1296 nt
Organism: Gastrolobium bilobum
Lineage: Eukaryota; Viridiplantae; Streptophyta; Magnoliopsida; Fabales; Fabaceae
Exons: 10
Coding region: 1-1296 (431 amino acids)
Source: RefSeq, a predicted model, not a curated record